This is a messenger RNA of Nasonia vitripennis (jewel wasp), 5580 nucleotides long. RefSeq lists its product as uncharacterized. The record is from RefSeq and is a predicted model, not a curated record. The transcript has 10 exons. Bases 784 to 3654 code for a protein of 956 amino acids. NCBI's taxonomy places the organism in Eukaryota, Metazoa, Arthropoda, Insecta, Hymenoptera, Pteromalidae.
AACCUAUCCCACCCUCACAGAAAUCCUCCUUUUUUAUCAUUCGCUCUCGCAUAAAACGCGGGGAGCCGGCGACGUGCGUGCGUCGCUCUUCGAAGGUUUCGUUUACUCCUGCAUUGAUACACCCGAUUACACGGUUAUAACAUCGUUGCAAAUAUACUGUUUCAAUUCGAGCAUUUGCUACUUUUCGUUUUCAUCAAAUAAAAUAUGUUGGCCUGCUGUGAACUCUCGCGAACGCGACGUCCUGAUAGAGUGAUAAGAAAGCCUGUCGUUCGUCAGUCUCCGUUAUGUGCAUCGGCUCCGAAUCGGGAUAAAUCGAACUGAAAAACAAUUGUAUCUCGAGAUCUUGAGAAUAAUAUGCUCAUGAAUCUCGACACUACUUAUAGAAGGACGCAAAAUACAUUUGCUGCAACAUCGUCAUUAUCAUCAGUCAGGUAUAAAUCGGAACCGUCGUCUAUACCUCUAUAGUUCCGAUUGAACGUAGAGAACAAAUUCGCAGCGCUUGGCUGAAUGACUCUUUAACAAAGUAGAUCUAUCCUCUACACCUCCUCUGCAUCAAGUGCCAAUAAGUAUAGUGGUUCAGCCAUCCUGGGCGACGAGCUCGUGAGAUAGUAGAAAGCCGGACGCAGACAGACAGUGCGCGCGCGCUCCGUUUUUAACAUGGCGGCUCCGUGAUAUCAAAAUUCGCAAGUGUAGAUCCGAAGCAUAGUUCACGAGCUGGGGCUCUCCUCUGUUUUCCCGGGCUGCCGAGAAAGUCGUCGCGGUUCCGGAGUCGUCAUCGACAGGAUGGACAUCUCGUCGAUGCUCGAGGUCGAGGUCCAGGAGGUGGCCGAGAGCAAGGAGAACGUGACCCCAACUCAAAAGACUCAAUCAACCUUCUCUUGUCAGAAUUUUUCCAAGGAAGAAAACGACUUUUACAAAUUGACAUAUGGCAGCGAUGUUGCCUCCGUCCGUUUUCUUAGGCUGCAUUGCACUGGCUGCGAUGAACACAUUGGCUCUGCACCAGCAGAGAAACAUAAUAUGACUGAACAUCCAGUUUUGCGAACCUUGUUGUGUGCUAAGUGUCGAGAAUUCUAUGGUGAUGGUACUUUUGAACAAGGAGACGAUGCUACAGAUAUGUUCUGUAGAUGGUGUGCAAAUGGUGGAAAUUUAUAUUGCUGUUCUUACUGUAGUAACACUUUUUGCAGUAAGUGCAUAAAACGAAAUUUCGACCCUCCAACUAUCAAAAGAAUAGAGGCAGAAGACAGUUGGAAGUGUUUUGUCUGUGAUCCCAAAGAUUUGUUUCCACUGCGAUCCAUUACUCGUGCACUAAUGACACAUAUCGAAACAGUGACUAAGAUACUAGAAAACGAUAGGCGAAUGGGUCCAAAGGAAGUAGAAGAAAAAAUGCACCUUGAUGAGACCAAGUGCUGUUCGCGUAAGCGUAAGCGUCGAAGACGGCGAACGCUCUCUAAUUCGGAUGACGAUGAGGAAGAAGACGUUAAUUAUGUACCUGAGAAUGAACGACCUGACACGCCGCCUAGUAAAAAACGCAAAAUUCGAAGGCAGUGGACGCAAGUGAAUGAUAGAAACGGUUAUAUGGAUCACGAGUAUUACAACAAUAAACAAACAACGAAAGUCGAGCCUGAUAUAGAUCCAGCAGAUUUGCUGAUUCCAUGUGAGCAGACAAUGAUUGAGGGGGAUACAGAAAUCAUUAAUCCAAAUGAUUCGGAAACUCCUGGAGAAAUGCCAAACAAAGAAGUAAGUAGUCCACAGGUACGGCCACAAAUAGUUAGACAAGUACCCGUAUCUGUAAAUGCGCAAAAACAAACGUAUCAACAAAUGGGAUCGAAUAACUCAAUGGCAAUAAAUACAGUACCUCUGGCAAACCUUUUAAAAGUUGCCUUGUCUUCAGGCGCCAAAAAAAUUAAGGUGACUCAUACAGCAAACCAGAAAUUGGUUGCGGUACCAGUGUCGGCGAUGCCCAAAUCUGUCGCCAGUAGUAACAUCACUUUUGUGAAGCCUGCAACACACUUUCUUGUACCCAAGAAUAUAGCUAAAAAUAUGCAGGUAUCUGCACAGCAGCAGCAACAAUUAGUUACUACGCCACAACAGAAUCAACCAAAUGUCAUUGAUUUAGAUAGUGACGAUGAACCUGCGGUUGUAGGCAAUUUCUCGAAUAAUAAAAUUAAAUCUUAUACAAGAAAUAUAAAUACUGAUCAAAGUAAAAACUCAGGAGAUACGUACGCAGUUGAAACUAUUGAUAGCAAUGGCGAAGAUGACGAACCAAUGGUUAUUUCUACUUCGCCAAGAACAUCAGUAUCAAGAUCAAGAGGGACAAAUAGAAACACAGACGAUUUACCAAACUCGAUGAGCGAUAUGGUACCUAUAACAAUCCAACACCGCGAUCAGAGGUUCAAGAAAAUGUUGAUACUCCAAAGUCAAGAAAUUGAUAAUGCGUUAGGAGAACUUAAAACGAAAAUCUUGAAACUUGUACAGAUGUCAAAUAUGAAGUCUCAGGAGGCCGAUCUGUUAAAUUCAGCGGCACAAUGUACCAAGCGCUUUCAUCGUGCAAUUCGUAAAACCUUAGUUGAAUUAUCGCAGAUUAAUGAUAGAGUAGUACGAGAUUAUGUGCAUUGGAAAAAAAAGAAUGGUAAAAUACCUACGUUAGAAUCACAGGAAAAGGGCAAUGAAGAAAAAACAAAAGAUAAGAGCAGAUAUAAACCUCAAUCAAGUGAUCAUGAUCUAACACUAGAAAUGACCUGUGUAAGAGAGUCUGCAUCUGAAUCUGAGAGCGAUGACGAUGACAGUGUUAACGCUGCAGAUUAUUCUAUGGAAGCUGUAAAUGUGCCCUCGGAAUUCUCACAGAUUUUAGAUCAUCUGACAAUUUUUAAACGUAAGCCCACUGCAUUGAAAGCUGUCGGAGAUUCAUCAGUUGUUACAGAAGAUAAAGCCUGUCAAGCUUAUGACGUGCCUUGGAGAGACUAUGAAAAGUGUAUCGGUUAUUCGUUAUUGACGAGGUCCGAAUACGAUCCGAAGUCGCAAAAAGAAACGUUGCGACCAGUCGUGGUUCCAGAUGAGAACUUUGGAAAGUACCAAGAGCAGUACUUAUUUUAUCUGCAGCACAUUGAGGAUUUUGGAAUCGAGACCGAUGAAUUAAAGGGAUUACCUGAUCCAAAUCAUAUACCACUGAAAGACUUAAUAGAUGGCACGUCACCCUUUAUCAUGGAUAUGUUGGAGCGUCUGAGUCCAGUAACUCUUUCGAAUGGUUGCUCGUCUCCACCUUCACAGCAUGAGAACGCAGCUGAAAAUCCCGAUGCUACAUCUGAAACCACCAAUAAUUUCCAUUCGUCUCCGCUUGCAGUGGCAAUGGAUAUUUCUUCGUCGCCUCCGAGCAAUAGCAAUAAUGAAAACGAAAAUGAAAAUUCAGAGACAUUGCCUACGACAGCGAUAAUAACAUCGACAGAAGCGAUAGCUACAGAUGACCAGGAGACCGAAAAAUCUUCGGAUGAUAAUGUUGCUACGUCUAAAGCCGUAGAAGAAUUAGUUAAGAUGGUGACAAAACUUUCGGAGGAUCUACGAAAUGAAAAUAACGCGAACGCUAAUGCAGCUAUUGCAGAAAUCGAAGAUAUAUGCACCGUUACAAGUAAUAACGAUGAGUGCACAAGUAUGGAUUAGAAAAAUUCUAAUUUUGUAUUCCUUCGGUAUUUUUCCGUUUAUUGUGAAUAACUGUUUUGCUAUAAAGAUGAAAACAAAUGAUUAUUGAUGAAAUUUGAGUGAGUGAUUGCUUUCUUAUUCUUAUAAAUGUAUGCAUUUGAUUAGAAUUAGAUUUAUCAAGAAGCGCGAGAAGAUAUUUAUUUGAACACAUUCUAAAUUGACAGGUAAAAUAAUGAUAUCAGUGUUAAGCCAAUGUAUAUUAUUGAGUUUAAAAAGUAAGCAAUCAAUCAAAUUUUAGAGAAAUACACUUUUGUAUUAAUAAUCACGUUUUGCUAACUUUAUCUGAACUAUUAGUUUUACUUUUUUGUAUGAUAUAAAACUACGCGAUAUGAGUCGUCGAGAAUGUAUAUAUAAGAUUGAUGUGAGAUUCAUUUUUCCUCUUUGUUAAUAAUGAUUAGGAGAAAAGAAACUACUUACCAAAAUAAGCAAUCAAUACGUUCGUUUUUGAUAUUUCUUAGCGAUUUAUCGAUUUUCCAUUCGCUUAAAAAGCAAUGCAAUGUCUAAUCAAGAAAUGAAUAAAUUUUGUGAGACUCAAGAAUUAGUGCACAUUUUGGAAUAAGCUUUUUUUCUAAGCUUAUAAAAGUGAAGAAUUUUGUAAGAACAUAAAAAGUACUUUAUUAAAUACAGAAAAAAUAUUUGAAAAGUUUGCUCUGCUCUGAGAAAAUAGUUUUUCAAAAUUAUAUAUAUAUAUAUAUAUAUAUAUAUAAAUAUAUAUAUAUCAUUGGUGAAAUGUAUGUCUAUAAAGUAGCAGUGUACAAAAUAUUUGCGUAUGCUUGAAUAACAGAAUAUUUUUUUACAGUCUGAGCCUGAAUAUUUUGCACUUUUAUAAUGUGUCGGUUUUCUUUUGUCGACCAUUCGAAUGUAUUGACAUUUGUGUAAAUAGUAGUGAUCGAUGUGUUUACUAACACAUUUUAUAUAGAUCUCUUGAAUUAUGAAAAAUUAAGAUAUAUUAGUACAUACAUACAUGUAAUUAUAUCACAAAUUUAUUACCUUAAAUAGCAUUAUUAUGUAUGUAAUUAGAAAUUUAAUGCGCGCAUAUGAUAUUUAACAGUGUAUAAGUAAUACAACUUCAUCACUUUAUUAGGAAAAUUCAAGCGCAUUGUAGUGAUUUUUCUAGAGAUAUUAAAAAUAUUAAAAACAAAAUACAUUUGUUCAACUUAAUGAAGUCUUAUUUUUUAUAAUAGCAUAAUUAAUCAAACAAGAGAAAAAGGCUUCAUUUUCGUAAGAAACUUUAUAGUUUAUCAUUUUAUUUAAUCGUACAUUUACACUAUAAUAUAUUAAUCGACCGUCUAAAAAUCACUGGGCUUUAUAGCGUAUCAAUGUGUGAAAGUGGUGUCGAAUCAUUCUAUUCGCAUAGUAUAAAAAAAUAAAUUUUUAGGCGAUAAAUGCAAAAAAGCUUCAAUCCAGUUGAUAGAGUCACCGUCUUCAUUUCAAUAUCGGAAUUGUCCUUUUCGUCCCAUACCAUUGUGGUAAACUCUCAGAGGCGUGUAGUUACCGUUGCCAUUCAUCGCUGCAACGUACAAAAAAAAGCGAUCAAAUUUCUUCAACGAGACACAAAUAUUGUACGGACCGUAACUAAAUGAAAAUUCGUAAAUAUUGUGAAUAAUUUAAGUUACAGUGCCAGCUAUUUGAAGAUUUAGUGAAAUCUUAAAAAAUUAUCGAUGUAUAUAUAGAUAAAAAGUCAGUUCAAAUUAUUUUCAUCGUAAAAUUGACCAACACUUUUAAACGUUAGAGUAAUAUUUAAGCUCGAUUUUUUAUAUUGAAAAUAGUAAUAUAACAAGUCAUACGAAUUAUUAUUUUAGUAUAAACUGCCUAUCAAUCUCUGUAAAUAUUCCAAAAUACAUGUUUGGUUACGAAAAUAAAGUGCUCUAAGAAAUUAUGCAUAAA